Paraphaeosphaeria sporulosa is the source of this 2430-nucleotide messenger RNA. RefSeq names its product kinase-like protein. The coding region runs from base 1 to 2430 and encodes 809 amino acids. The transcript has 4 exons. The record is from RefSeq and is a predicted model, not a curated record. Gene Ontology annotation, molecular function: ATP binding; protein serine/threonine kinase activity. Gene Ontology annotation, biological process: peptidyl-serine phosphorylation; peptidyl-threonine phosphorylation. NCBI's taxonomy places the organism in Eukaryota, Fungi, Ascomycota, Dothideomycetes, Pleosporales, Didymosphaeriaceae.
AUGGCCUCGCGCGCGAGCUCGUCGGAAGGCGAAGUCGAACACCAGCAGAAGGCAAACAGCAUCAGCCAGUCCCGCGAACGUACGAUUAACGGCUCUAGCAGGGCAUUUGGAGGAGACGGAGCGGCGGAUGACUAUGGACCAAGUCGAUCCCCAUCGCCAUAUCGCAGGAAGCGUGACCGUUCACCUUCGCCAUACCGAGCUAAGCGCGACACGCGCCAGAUCUCCAGAUCGCCAUCCCCGUUUCGCGCCGCAAAGGGCAACGGAGGCAGCCGAAAUCACGACCCUCGGUCACACAACAAACGCAAGGCCUCGCCGCCGCGCGGAGGACGGCCCGACAAGCGCCCUCACACUGAUCGCAGCAGGCACAAUGACCAUAGGCCCGAUGCACCUUACAACGAUUCUCGGACGGCACAAGGUGGUCCUUUCAACGACCGGAAGCCUAAGCCCCUGUCAUACGAGACCGAGCACCCUCCUACUAUUCCUGACUUCCGUGACCACUUGCGGCCAUUAGGGAAUUCGCGGCUCGACAGUCGCAGUCACACCAAGCGCGACCUGCAAGGCUCAAACGGAGUGGGCAGAAAUGGGCAAGUCUCGGCUGCUUCGAACAAAUCACGAACCACAUCUACGUCUCAGAUCAGCAUAGAUGGUGAUGUUCAAAUGACGCAAGCACCGGAAGAGGCCGACUUGUCCUUCGAGCCCGCUGUACAGGAGCAAGCGCCAGCGCAAGAGACCCGCGAGGAGAAACGCCGCAGGUGGGCAGCUAUACGAGCAGCCUCCGAGAAGGAUAAGGCAAAGGACAAUUUACUUCAUCAAGCGCUUCUUGCUAAUGCUUCCGAAAGUACGACUCCCAAUGUUGCAUCACCUUUGGCGUCAUUCGGGAGCCCGGUAUCACCAGUGGGCUCUCCUCGAACAGGCGACCUAGACUCUGUUCCUGCAUCGCCUGAUGUCAUGGUUCUAGACAAACCAGGGGCUAUCAGCGAGGGAAACAGUCCUUCAGCAAAUAGCCCCUCCGCCGCAGAUUACGAUCCGACCAAGGACAUGCUCGACGACCGCGAUCGGGCCGCCCGAAAGGCUCGCCAAGCAGAACUUCCCUCGGACGCUUACAACGAAACUGACCCGAAGGCUCUCUCCACUCUGCCCGCCGAAAAAGUAGGCCCUGUUAAGAAGCAGAAGAAGGAUUUCGACAUGUUUGAUUUCGAUGAAGACGAGGAUGAAGAAGAAACCGAAGCAGAAGUGGCAGAGCAGGCGGCGGACGCUGCAAAGGGCACGGUGUUGGACGAGAAGCUUCUCGAUAAUUGGGACGACGCGGAAGGUUAUUACAAACUCAUUGCGAAUGAGCUCGUCAACGGUGGUCGCUAUCGGAUGAUCAAGAACCUCGGUCGAGGUGUUUUUGCCAACGUCGCGCAAGCCGAAGACAUUUCGAUCCAAGACGAGAACAACACUCACAAAUUAGUUGCCAUCAAGAUGAUUCGCAGGAACGACCUCAUGCGGAAGGCUAGUCAGAAAGAGAUGGACUUUGUUCGCAAGGUCAAUGACGCGGAUCCGCAGGACAAGCGCCAUGUCAUCCGUUUGCUGAGCUCUUUUGACCACAAGGGUCAUCUUUGCGCGGUGUUCGAGCACAUGUCGAAGAACUUGCGGGAUCUCCUCAAGGAGAACACGAACGGCCACGGACUUUCACUGCAGGCUGUUCGGUCGUAUUCGCGGCAGAUGUUUGUCGGGCUGCAGCAUCUUGUGAGUUGCCAGGUCGUCCAUUGCGAUUUGAAGCCCGACAAUAUCCUGGUCUCACCAGACAUGAAGACAAUCAAGCUCUGCGAUUUUGGCACAGCGGUUGAUAAGAGGGAUGUCAUGGAACGAACAGAGUAUCUUGUUAGUCGCUUUUACCGUGCUCCAGAAAUCAUUCUUGGACUAGACAUUGGGUACGGCAUCGAUAUGUGGGCCGUUGGCUGCACCAUCUACGAGCUCUGGACGGGCAAGAUCUUGUUCACAGGUCGCACAAAUAACCAGAUGAUCAAGGCCUUUAUGGACUGUCUCGGAUGGCCGACUGAGAAACUGCUCAAGAAGGGCCUUUUGCAGAACGUCCUGGAGCAUUUCGAGGCUGGGCCACCGCUAAAAUUCAUCAGCCAGGAAGUCGAUCAGCAAGGCAAGGUCACCGUGCGUAAAAUCGAGCAACAGAAGAAGGUGCCUCGAGAUCUGAAGAGCCGCAUCAACGAUGCCACUCGCGGCAUGUCCCAAGACAACCUGCCGCCUGAGAGAGAACUUAACGACUUUGUCGAUUUGUUGGGUGCAUGCUUGAACUUCAACCCUGAAAAGCGCAUGCAACCCAAAGAAGCCCUGUCUCACAAGUUUUUUCCUCAGCCGAAGCUGGCACCGAGGACGGCAGUCGUUAAGCCUCCGAUGGUCAAGCGACCCAUGAGCGCGUUUCGACGUUGA